Molecule: messenger RNA, 3590 nt
Organism: Mya arenaria
Lineage: Eukaryota; Metazoa; Mollusca; Bivalvia; Myida; Myidae
Exons: 18
Coding region: 238-1797 (519 amino acids)
Biological process (GO): protein phosphorylation
Molecular function (GO): protein kinase activity; ATP binding
Source: RefSeq, a predicted model, not a curated record
AGUUUGUGUUUAUUUGUUACGGAAGUCGCUUUUCAUUCUGAAGAUAUUCGUUCUUUUUACUAAACAAAUAGUUAUCAGAAGCUGUCACUAUUUGUGGAAAUAAGUCUUAUAAGUCAUUUAAACUGCCAACCCAUUAUCGUCAUGUAUCAUGUCCGGAGACCUUAAAUCACAUCUGUAAAUCGGUAAAUUUACAGGAUUUACAAAUAAAUAUCAAUGUGACAGUGGUCGUUUUGUGGGAUGGAGAAUUAUGAGAAGAUACACAAGAUAGGCAAAGGAGCCUGCGGUGCCGUCUUCCUGGUCAGACACAAGGAGAGCAGAAAAUUGUUUGCCCGAAAGACAAUCGAGCUAGAUGAAGGCAAAAAGACAAGAACAAAGGAGGCUGUUCAGAAGGAGGCAAGGAUUUUAGCUCAGUUGAAGCACCCCCAUAUUGUGUCUUACCAUGACUCGUUUUUUGACGAGGACUUUGAGUACCUGAACAUCAUACAGGAUUACUGUGAUGGCGGUAAUAUGGAUGACAAGAUCAAGGCGGCAGCAAUGAAGUCCAAACAUUUUGAAGAGCUCCAGAUAAUGGAGUGGUUUCUACAGAUUAUCAUGGCUGUUCAGUACAUUCACAGCAAAAAGGUGCUCCACAGGGACUUAAAGGCUGAAAAUGUUUUCCUGACCAAGAAAAAUGUAGUAAAAAUAGGAGACUUUGGUAUAUCAAAGGUCCUAGAGAACACGGUUGAUGUCGCUCAAACAAUAGUGGGUACCCCCAGCUACCUGAGCCCGGAGCUCUGCCAGGAUAUCCCUUACUCUUCAAAGUCUGAUAUCUGGGCUGUUGGAUGUCUGCUGUAUGAGAUGUGUGCCCUCAAGCCCCCAUUUGAUGCCCAGAACCUUAUCAGCUUAUUCUUCAAGAUCAUUAAGUGUGAAUAUGAUAAAAUACCUUCCAUAUACAGUCCAGCAUUACAAAAUCUAGUGGAGAUGAUUUUAGUGAAGACGCCUGAUGAUCGACCAAGUGCGAGUGCAAUACUGAACACAAGCUUAGUGAAGGAGCACCUGGCCAAGUUCAUCCAGAAGAAAGAGAGCCUGCUGAACCAGCGUACCAGCAAGGAGGACAACUCCACAAACAGCACACCCGGGGCAACAACUCCAGCCACACCCACCCACACUGCCAGGGCAGGCAGACAUGAGCAUAAACAUGACAAUUCAGCAAAGUCUAGUCCAGCAUUGAAACACAACAAACUGAAGAUCUCCAGUCCAAUGAUACAGAGACCAGUAUUACCAGACAAGCGUGGGGCGGCUGAAAGUCCUCGUUCUCCACACAAACAGGACAGUGGGCUCGGGGUUAGCUCAGAAACAGACAUUUUUCGGGAACAGAAACUUGCAGUGCCAAAGCUGGAUGCAGACGUGUCCUCUGAUUACUCCGAUGACUUUGAUGAAUCCUCCCACUCCGAGGGAGAAGAAGACAUAGCUGAGGAGAUUGAGGGAGAGGGUAGCGACUCUUCCUCAGUUGAAGAUAUCAGUGAGAUAGAGAAAGGGGAAGCAGGAGAAAACGCUGAAUAUCCCGAUGAUUUUGAGGAAUACGACUCCAGUGAGGACCUGGAUGAGUUAGUGAUCCAGGCAAGAGAGGCCCAGGACAUCGAGGCCGUGGAUGACUGGUUUGCUGACAGUCUCUCAGAAAUGCACCGGCAACACACAGCAAUACUCAGGCAGCAGUGUAAAGAGGUACUUGGAGGGCGGGGGCUGUACGAGGUCGGGAAACUUGUCAGCAAUGGUACCUUGACAGAGGAAGACCUCAGACGCCAGUGCAACAGUUAAUUACCGGAGUUACGAAGGUCGAUAGGUGAGGAUAAUGCAGAGAUCUGCCAUCUUAACAUAGAUGACCUUGAUUGUGGAUGACCUCACUCUUUUAACUUGUGAAAUAGAAAUUACACAUGUACAUAUUAAGCCCUAUUUGAAUUGGGCUCGGGACCGGCCUGUGACCAAGUGUGCUUUAUUGUACAGUUCUAUACAUAUAGAUGUUAUUGUGUUAUUAGAAGUUGUUAACCAGAGGCAAUGUUAACUUUUUGUAUGCCAUAUGUUUGGCUUUUUACUGUGAUCUUAUUUUAUUUCAUCGGUUCUCCAGAAUUGCAAAAAGUGCUUUAUUACAAAUUAUUUUAAUAAAGAGUAAAAUGCAGGCAUGUUGGUGCAGGGAAUUUAAAGUAAGAAAUAUUUUGGAUAUAGUUUAGGUUUUAUAAUUACAGUUAUUGUGUUGUUCUUUUAAGAAAGACAUUUAUCUUAUAAACAACCUUACAUGUAUUAACAGAUCUGGGCCCAAUUUCUCGAGCAACCUUAAGUCCUUAUAACAGGCUCAAGCUAAUUGCAUUAUAUUCUAUUUCCAUAUUAUUUAUGUAAUAUUCUCAUUUUGAGUGUUCUGAGACUUUUUAUGGAAGUUAUCUGUAUGAUUAACAACUUUUGAUUUUUUAAAAUCAAGUAGGUAUGUAUUUUGGCUAAAUGAAAUAAGAUACUAAAGCUUUUUGUGGUUAAUAAGGUUUUUCGAGAAAUUGAGGCCUGGCUUCUUGUCAAUCCGUCCAUGAUGCAUUGUAAACAUGUAAAUACAAAAGAAUCUACAUGUUUAUGUAUUUGAAUAAUAGUACUAGAUCUGUUUUUGUUCUGUCUAUGUUCAUUGACAUUGUUGCCAAUUGAUAAACGAUUUGAAAAAGAAAGGAUCUCCUGUUGUCCAAACGCUGUACAAAGAAUAGGAAUAGUUCUUUAAUGUUUUGAUUAGUAUUUUAAAACACCAAGAUGGUUAUUGCAAUGGGCUGGGAUAUGAUCUAUUUUUCUCCCACCUCAGAUGAGUAGAUCCAAUAAUUUAACCAUGCUAGAAAUUCUUAUCUUGCCCACGGGCGAAGAUAAAAUGCCCGUAUGGAACUCCUUUUUUAUGGUCACCGCAUUGUAAUUACCUCCCUUGAUAAAGGCUUACGCCUGUAGCAUCAUGGAAACCUUGUCUUGUGGCAAUAUUGAGAACGCUAAUUAAUUAUUUCUCGCUUCAAAUGUCACCAUAAAACAGUCUUCACGCACCUUUCAAGAAAUAAUGCUUCACUCUCCUUAGAACUAUUUAAAGACAGAUUUGACUAUUAACAUAAAUCUGAAUCACUGCGUGCAUAUCAAUGACAACCACGAAUUAUCCCAUAUCCAUACGCAAUUAUUUACACUAAGCACAAAAGAGUUUCAGCAAAAAAUACAUUUUUACUUAAUAUUGUUUAACUGAGGUGGGAGAAAAAGUAUCUACCAUAGCCGCUCGUGUAAGAUAGGUUCAUCCGACCCUCGCGCAGGGUGUUUUGCGGACAUUCGGUAAACCUCGUUUCCGCAAAACACCCUACGCUCGGGUCGGAAUGAACAUAUCUUAUACUUUCGGCCAUGGAAGAUACUUAUAUUCAAACCCUAUAUGGUUUGAUAAACGGUUUAUUAUUGAUUCCAAGUCAAAGAAAAGUUCCGUGUUGCAAUGAUGAUGUGCUGUUGUACACCGGUUGAAUGAGGGUUUAAAAUGUUUAUAAAGAGUUUAAUGGGCUGUAUACAGUUGUAUCUGUCUUAAAAUACAGUCUAUUUUUACAAUAAAAAAUAUUCAAUGA